AAAGGAGGCGUGUAGGGAGGGGGUCGUGAACGUUCUCUUCCCAUUCAACCCUUUUGACAAAGCAUUACUACCUUCCUCAAACACCAUCGCCACUACUACAAUGCCGUACCUUCUACCAACUAUAAAUUUAAUACAUCAACAAUAAAUAAAAAAUUCGUUUUUUUUUCUUCGUUCUUGUUGUGUGUACUUUUGGAGCUGGAUCCCCCUUGAAUUGUUGAGUUGACUAGUUUUUGUUUCUGGGUUUGCUUUAUCUUUCCAAAGGGGUCCAGCUCCUGUGUGCUUUCAACCAUUGUUGAUACCAAAAAUCGUUGCUUUUUAGUUGCUCGUGUUUUCCCUUUUGGUUAAUUGGGAUGUGGAGAGAUCCAGGACUUUCUGCUGAUUCUUUCUAUGAAAUCCGCCCCGAAUGCACCGAUCUUCCAAUUACUCGAUUUAAGAUCAAGGGUGUCCAUCCAUCAAUUAGGGGAGAAGUUUGGGAAUUUCUACUUGGUUGCUAUGAUCCCAAGAGUACAUUUGAGGAAAGAGAUCAGAUAAGACAACGGCGAAGGAUGCAAUAUGCUACAUGGAAAGAAGAAUGCCACCAACUGUUUCCACUUGUUGGAAGUGGUAGAUUUAUCACAUCACCUAUUAUUACUGAAGAUGGUCAGCCAAUUCAAGAUCCAUUGGUUCUGAAAGAAACAAAUCCAGCCAAGGGAUUGGGUGUACUUCCUCAAGAUAGUAAUAGUCCUUCAAGAAUGGAUGCUGCAAAUAUCUUGGAAAAGGUGACAGACAAGAGAGUAGUCCAGUGGAUGUUAACUCUCCAUCAAAUAGGUCUUGAUGUGGUUCGCACUGAUAGGACAUUGGUUUUUUAUGAGAAGCAAGAAAACUUGUCAAAACUAUGGGAUAUUCUUGCUGUUUAUGCUUGGAUAGAUAAAGAUGUUGGCUACGGUCAAGGAAUGAGUGACCUAUGCUCCCCUAUGAUAAUUCUUCUUAAUGAUGAAGCAGAUGCAUUUUGGUGCUUUGAGCGUUUGAUGCGCAGACUUCGAGGCAAUUUCAGAUGCACAGAUAACUCUGUUGGGGUGGAGGCUCAACUAAGUAAUUUGGCUUCAGUUACUCAAGUAGUUGAUCCAAAACUUCAUAAACAUUUAGAGCAUCUUGGUGGUGGUGGCUAUCUGUUUGCUUUUCGAAUGCUAAUGGUUCUGUUUCGUCGAGAAUUCUCCUUUUGUGAUUCAUUGUACCUUUGGGAGAUGAUGUGGGCUUUAGAAUACGAUCCGGACAUGUUCUUGAUGUAUGAAGAGCCUCAAUCAACUUCUGAAAGAGCUGUGGGCUAUAGAGGAAAAACAAAGUCAAUACGUCAAUGUGGAAAGUAUGAGAGAGAAAAUUUGAAAAAUGGAGCAAAGAAUGCUGAGGCUCCUCUUCCUAUAUCUGUAUUCCUUGUUGCUAGUGUGUUGAAAGAUAGAAGCACAAAACUACUCCGGGAAGCGCAAGGCUUGGAUGAUGUUGUCAAGAUAUUGAAUGACAUAACUGGAAAUCUAGAUGCCAAAAAGGCUUGCACUGGUGCUAUGAAACUUCACAAAAAAUAUUUGAGAAAGGCCAAGAAAUCUUAGUACCAAAUACAUUCAAUGAUUUUUUUCGUUUUGGGCUGAUCAAGUGAUGGGUUGUUUCCGGCUCGCUACCAUUUAAUUCCCUACGCGACAAUAAUGAAGUCCAUCAAAUUUGGAUUGGACAACACAGUAUUUUAAAAAGGGGCCUUAGAAUCCAACCAUCAAAUUCCCCGAGACAACUGUUGUAUGUGAAAUCAUUUUUUUUAUUCUUAUUUCUUGUGUAUCCAAAAGAAGUGAGAUUGUAGAUGAAAAUGGAAUUGUUUCUGUAUUUUUACUUUGUAAUAUAUUUGCUAUUGCAAAAGGGAAACAAGAAACAGGAAACAACCAUUGGAUUUGAUUUCUAGUCAAUGAAAUUGAUUGUGAUUGUC
Abrus precatorius (Indian licorice) is the source of this 1948-nucleotide messenger RNA. Its product is annotated as GTPase-activating protein GYP7-like. The record is from RefSeq and is a predicted model, not a curated record. The transcript has 10 exons. Lineage: Eukaryota; Viridiplantae; Streptophyta; Magnoliopsida; Fabales; Fabaceae. Gene Ontology annotation, biological process: activation of GTPase activity. Bases 351 to 1583 code for a protein of 410 amino acids. Gene Ontology annotation, molecular function: GTPase activator activity.